Messenger RNA from Megalops cyprinoides (Indo-Pacific tarpon), 1639 nucleotides. RefSeq names its product N-acetyllactosaminide beta-1,3-N-acetylglucosaminyltransferase 2-like. The coding region runs from base 65 to 1435 and encodes 456 amino acids. NCBI's taxonomy places the organism in Eukaryota, Metazoa, Chordata, Actinopteri, Elopiformes, Megalopidae. The transcript has 2 exons. Gene Ontology annotation, molecular function: hexosyltransferase activity. The record is from RefSeq and is a predicted model, not a curated record. Gene Ontology annotation, cellular component: membrane.
GGAAUUAAGCGGCGGUCAGCGACUGGUGUCUGGAACGAAAUAUCAGUAAUCUACAGCAGAACCCAUGCCUCGAUGCCGGCUGCGUCGUUUGCUGUGCUUCUGUGUGUGCCUGCCCUGCCUUCUGGUGGGGAACCUCUUCAUCUACGUCACAGUGUCGGUCUGCAUGUCCAUGUCCAUGUUCCGGCCCCCGCAACAGCUCCCUGACCUCUUCAUUGCCCCUGGUGCCUCUGAAACGGAGGCGCAGGGGCGCCACCCCGUCAAGCCCUUCUGGGACCUCCAGCCGGGGGGCGGUGCUCUGUGGAACCGGCUGCAGCUGGAGUGGGACCGCAAACACAAUCCCAUCCUCGGAGGAACGGAGCCCCGGGCAGAGGGUGGGGGCGAGGGCUGGGUCGCUUCCCCGGUGGGGCCUGACUGCCACUGGGACCGGAGCCUGGCGUCAGGCAUGCCAGACUUCGGCAACCUGCCGGGGCAUAUCCAGGAGUUUGUGUUCUCCAUGCACUGCAGGGAGUACCCGCUGCUGACUGACCAGCCUGGGACCUGCGGCACCACAGGCCAGGAGGCACCCAUGCUGCUGCUGGCCAUCAAAUCUGAGGAGGGGAACUUCGAGAACCGGCAGGCCAUCCGGCAGACGUGGGGGCAGACAGGCUGGGUGAGGGGUCUGGAGGGGGAGGGGGGAGAGGUGCGGAGGGUCUUCCUCCUGGCCAAACAGGACUCGGCAACGGGUCCGUACGCAGACGUGGCCGAGCUCCUGGAGCUGGAGAAGGUGCGCUACCAGGACAUCCUCCAAUGGGACUUUAAGGACACCUUCUACAACCUGACUCUGAAGGAUGUGCUCUUCCUGCGGUGGUUUUCCAACCGCUGCCCCCGUGCCCGCUUCGUCUUCAAGGGUGAUGACGAUGUGUUUGUGCGUACGCCGGUGCUCCUUGACUUCCUGGCAGAGCAGGAGGUGGGACAGCGGCCAGGGCGGGAGAUGAGGGACUUCUUCGUGGGCGACGUAAUUGGCAAUGCGGUUCCUCUCCGGCAGGCCUCCACUAAAUACUACAUCCCUGAGAGCUUCUACAAGGGCCAGUACCCCUGGUAUGCGGGCGGGGGAGGGGUGGUGUACUCUGGAGCCAUGGCUCUGCGUCUGAGGCAGGUUUCUGAGAGGGUGCGCCUGUUCCCCAUUGACGAUGUCUACAUGGGUAUGUGCCUGCGGCGCCUGGGCCUCUCCCCCAUCCACCACCAUGGCUUCCUCACCUUCGACUUCCAGGGGGAGGACGGAGACAAGCCCUGUGCCUACCACUCCAUCCUGCUGGUGCACAAACGGGGCCCCAAAGAUAUGCUUCGCCUGUGGGAGGUGCUCAAGAUGCCACGUCCUGACUGUGCCAACCACACCAAGGCUUUGCUCAGGGUGGACCUUCCAGUGAAGGCCACAUUGGAAGGGUCAGGCCAUUGAAGGCAGAGACAAUGCAGACACAUUUAUGCACAGACAGUGGUGGCCCUCAAGCCCUAACACACAUGCAACAUGCAACACAACAAACAACAAGCCAGCUCCCGAGUGGCUCAGCUGGUAAACUCACUCAUUCUGAGUGUAGACUGAAUGCUAAGGCCCAGGUUCAAACCUGACCGUGUCACUAGCCAACAGUGACUGGGAGCUCGC